AGUUGUCAGUUGUCGAACUAAAUUCCACGGUAGCGGGUUACAGAACGGUUUUUAACUUUAAUUUUAUUUGUAACAUCGUGUAUAUAAAACAAUAUUAAUUAAACAGUAAUUAUGUAGGUCUGUGUUACUUCAAAAGUGUUGUUCAGUGUGUUUUUGUGAUACAUUUACACGUUUUGUGUGAUGCCAAGCUGUUGAAAUAACGGUAUUGUUGAGCUGUGAACUGGUGUGGUAUCAAAACGAACACACCUAGUAAAUGAAGCCCGUUUUUGUGAAUAAAAAGUACAGGAUGCAACGCGUGUGAUUUUCGACUGACACUAUUCACGAGAACCAAAGAUGGAGACGCGAUGGAGUUUCACAAUCAUCUGGGCAGCUGUCUGUUUUGCUUCAGGGUCCACAAACAUGUUACCAGUUUUCACACAGGACAUGAACAACCUAGCGUUAUCAGAGAGCACGCCAGUCGGUACCAUGGUGUACAGGCUGCAAGGAACUGACCCUGAAGGAUUGCCGCUAACAUACAGUUUGGUUGGAACAGACAAGUUUUCUGUAGACCCCGUGACUGGUGACGUCACCCUGAAGAAACCGCUAGACAGAGAGAUGGAAGACACGAUAAAGUUCCUGGUUUCCAUAGAAGAUGAGGAUCCAGCGAAAGAACAGAAUCUUGUGCAGUCACAACCGGUCACCGUCAUCGUGCUGGAUGAGAAUGAUAACCCACCUAUGUUUAAAAAUAGUCCUUAUGAAGUCGACGUACCUGAAGACGAAGAAGUUGGAAAGACUUUAUUAGACAAUAUUCUUGUAGAAGACAGGGAUUCCGUGGGAGACAGUCUUGAAGUGGGAUGUGUGCCCAGUGAACAGUGGCCUGAAGCUUGUGAAACAUUUGAAGUGGUAGCCCUGAACUCAUCAGCUCACCAGUAUACCGGAGCGCUGGUGCUGAAGAAACCGCUGAAUUACAAUGAAAGACAGUUCUACCAGUACCAGUUGUAUGCUACUGACGGCACCCUUAACUCAAGUACUCACAUAGAGAUCAAAGUAGUAGAUGUUCAGAACACCCCGCCAGUAUUCAGCGGCUCUCUCAGCGCAGCCCUAGCUGAGGACGCCCCGGUCGGGACGCUGGCCCUCACCGUGCAUGCUAGAGACGCUGACCGGGCCCGGCCUAGGCCUGUGCUGCUGGAACUAGUUACUAAUCCCCUGGACUUCUUCCUACUAGACAGUCAGACAGGUGAACUGAGGACUGCUAAGCCACUGGACAGAGAAGCACUAGCUGACCCAUCAUCACCUCUUAACCUUACCGUUAGAGCAACAGAACUAGUAAACGGCGUCCCAGUAAUCUCCGACCUAACUUCGACCCUCGCUACCGUCACCAUCACCAUCAAGGACGUGAACGACGAGCCUCCUCGCUUCAACCGUCGCGAGUACUUCGUGGAGAUACCUGAGAGUCUGCCGGUGGAGACUCCGCUGCCGAACCUGGAUAUGGUGGUCACUGAUACUGAUGUGGGCCUCAACUCAGUAUUCACGCUCCGCCUAUCAGAUGAGAUGGGAGCGUUUAUAGUAGAACCGUCCACGGCGACUGGUAGUGCUUCUGUCACGUUGCGGCUCAACUCCACACUGGAUUACGAAGAUCCUAAUCAGAGGAAGUUUAUUUUGGAGGUAAUAGCCGAAGAAUUACACACAUCCCCCCGACUAUCCUCGAAGGCCAGCGUGACGAUAUCCCUGCUGGACGUGAACGACAACGCUCCGCAGUUCCCCGACGAGCCGUACUCCGCUACUGUUGCCGAGGCUGCCCCUGCUGGCACCAGGGUCGCUACUGUUAGAGCUACUGAUAGAGAUACUGGCAGGUUCGGCACAGAAGGCAUAGUAUACGAGCUAUCAGGCAAUGGCGCAGAACUGUUCCAAGUGGACCGACGCAGCGGCCUCAUUACAGUAGCGCCGUGUGCGACGCCCGGCACCGCGCCCUGCCUCGACUAUGAGACGAGGAAGGAUUACUUCUUGCAGUAUAAGGCGACAGACGACGAUGGAGCCGGACAAAUGACAGUGGUCUCCCUGCAGAUAUCAUUAACAGACUCCAAUGACAAUCCGCCAGUGUUCCACACGCCAGUCUACAAGGCUUCUAUUGAUGAAGACGCUGUCAAGUUUGAGCCGGAGUUACAGGUGCAAGCUCGAGACAUAGACGCGACAUCAGAUAUUCGCUACUCGAUCAUCGACCCCCCGACCCACCCGUUCUCUAUCGACCCCAUUAACGGCAAGAUAUCUGUCGAAGCCGGUGGAGUUACACCGCCUGAAGACAGUAAUAAGAUUUUGUUGACUGUGCUGGCGACAGAUGGCGUUCACAACGCGACUUGUAAAGUUGAGAUAGCGGUCCGUGAUGUGAACAACCAUCCUCCCGUCUUCGAUACCGAUAGAUAUAAUGCUGAUAUUUCUGAAGAUGCUCCUAUAGGUACGGAAGUAGCAGCCGUUCGUGCCACAGAUUUAGACAGCGGCAUGAACUCAGAACUCAAGUACUGGAUACAGAAGGGAGCUCUCGACUCCUUCGCUAUACACAACGAUACCGGCGUAGUCACUGUGUCAUCCAAGCUAGACUAUGACAAGAGGAACACUUAUACUAUACAGAUUGUUGCUACUGAUUUAGGCAUACCCAGUCUAACCGGCACCACAGAACUCACAGUAAACGUAAUAAACGUGAACGACAAGAAACCCUUCUUCACCCCCUCCAUACAACGAGCAGAGGUAUCCGCUGAUGCAGAACUGGGUUAUGUAGUACAUACCCUGGUGGCUGAUGACCCGGAUAUCACGGAUAAUGCGUCCUUGGUUUUCAAUAUGGGGGAUAAAGUUAUUAGGGCGGUUGAUAAGAAUGGGAAGGAGGUAUCAGACGAAGGUAUCUUCGGUUCCUGGUUCACCGUCCAGCCGAACGGCACAGUGAUAGUAACACAGAAGCUAGACAGGAGCCGAGCGGCAGUGCUGACGCUGCCGGUCACAGUCACUGACGCUACUGCCGCCACGCUGCAGGAGGCCGAUGGCGAGCUUAUAAUAACAAUAGUGGACGUAAACCGGUUCGCACCCGUAUUCUCCCAGCCCUCAUACCUGGAGAGCAUGGCGGAGGAGCAGCCGGUGGGCACCGUGCUGAACACGUACGUCGCCACCGAUCGCGACACUGCCGUGCAGGCCACGCUCAUACACCCGCCCAGCCCCUACUUCACUAUCGAUAAUGUUACUGGUGUAGUAAAAACCGCUCAACGCCUGGACUACGAGAAACUCCACAGCAUCAACUUCACUCUCGUCGCGUACGACAGCGGCGUGCCGCAGCUAUCCACGUCGGCCGGCGUCACCGUGCUGCUGCGGAAUGUUAACGACGAGGAUCCCGUGUUUGUGGCUGCGGCUUACGACGCUGCUGUUACUGAGCACUCUCCUGCUGGUACCAGUGUGCUCACUGUUACUGCUGUCGAUAAGGAUGAAGAUGAAUUCGGCGAAGUGACCUACAGCCUAUCAGGGGAUUCCUCCGAGCAGUUUGCUAUAGACCCUCAAACCGGAGUCAUCACGGUAGCUGAAGGUGCCUCACUGGACCGGGAGGUGACAGCAGAUGUGUGGCUGCGAGCGAUCGCGUCUGAUAAUGCUCCUGCGCAUUUAAGAAGGAGUACCAGUGUGCCUGUCCACAUAAAAAUCCUGGACAUCAACGACCACGCUCCGAUCUUCAGUCAGAACGUGUACAAGAGUACGAUAGCCGAGAAUCUGCAGCUGAACCCCCCGGCUGCUAUACUGCAGGUCCUGGCUGAGGAUAAGGAUGAGGGGUUGAACGGAAAGAUUGCGUACAGGAUCGUGGAGCAGAGUGAGCCGGGAGUAUUCACAGUAAACCCACAAAGCGGCAUCAUCUACCCCUCUAAACCCGUUACUGGCAACACCUCCUACCACCUGACCGUGAUGGCACAGGACGAGGCGGGCGCCGGGCCGCACUCCGACAUAGCGCGGGUCGACAUCACCGUGCUCAGCGUCAACAGGCACAGUCCUGUGUUCACGCACCCACCGCCUGAGCAGAGGCAGCUGGAGAUACCUGAGAAUGCCGCCCAAUCAGACUACCUAAUCACCACAAUAAAGGCGGUCGACGAGGACAGCGGUGAAAACGGCCGCGUGUCCUACUUCCUGAAGGUGGAUAACCAGAACGUUGGUGAAACACCCGAGUUUAGUCUGGAUAAGGACACGGGAGAGCUCAGGACUAAGACCUUCUUGGAUAGAGAGCAUAAGGCUGAGUAUCAGCUGGUAAUAGCAGCAGUAGACAACGGCACUCCGGCCAAGUUUGAGAGCCUCCGUCUGCUAACUGUAGUGCUGGUGGACGACAACGACAACGCUCCGAUGUUCGCCUCACCCCUCCACCAGUUCUCUGUCAACGAGAACCUGCCACCCGGGGUUAUUGUGGGUACUGUGAAAGCCACGGACAAGGAUUCUGGCGAAAACGGCAAGGUGUACUACCACGUGUUGGAAGGCAACCAGGAAGGCGCCUUCACUGUCGACAGGACGCAGGGAACCAUUAGAGCUAAUAUCAGCUUUGAUAGAGAAAAACAAUCCGACUACACCCUCACAAUAUACGCGAGCAACAACCCGAUACUAGAGCACGCGGCCGCCAUACUGAACUCAGUGGACAACGCGACGGACGGACACGAGCCCAGCGUUACUGUCGUCAGGGUCAAGGUCAAGGACGACAAUGAUAACGAGCCCAAGUUCCAGCAUAAGGUUUAUUAUGCAGGAAUAAAACACACAGCCCUCGUAAACGAGCCUAUAAUCUCCGUGAUAGCUGAGGACCCGGAUCUAGGCGAGAACGGUACCCUGGUCUACAUGGUAGCUGCCUCUAACCUGUACAAGUUUGGAGACUCCCAGUCCAGUGGCAGUGUUGUACCUUCGCCUUUUAAUAUCAGUCAGGAUGGUAUCCUGAUGACGGCACACUACAUGGCGGAGUACAACCAGGACCGGUUCGUGUUGGACAUCAUCGCGCAAGAAGUGGCGCCGCCGCAGCGACGGGCCACAGCUCAAGUAUAUGUAUGGAUAAUCGACCGGUCCUCAUUAAUCCGCAUGGUGGUAUCCCGCGGCUGCAGCACAGCGCUGGGCGGCGUGACGCGAAGAUUAGCCUCUGCAUCAUCAGCACUGCUGGUGCCGGGCAGACGCCUGCCGCUAGUGCAAGCUGACAGGAGAUAUGAUGACUGGUGUGAGAUCCACCUCCACGCAGUAGAUCCGACCACAUACCAAGUGCUACCAGUGGAGAAAGUUCUAGAAACCAUCGACUCUAAGUACGACGAACUGAAAGACGUGUACCAAGAGUAUGGCGUGGAGACUCUGAUUGCUGCCAGUGCUACUUCUAAAGCACCGGAUAGCUUCGAUCCAGCACUAGCAGCAUUAAUAGCUCUUCUGAUCGUGUUGUUCACUGGCAUCGUCACUUUCAUCGUUGUUUGCGCGUGUCUUAAACACUGGGUAAUCCCCCCACCGUCCUUACAAUCCAGCAAAGGCGACAGUUUAGCCCGUCGCCGUAUUCUAGAAGAGCUGUCCACUACUGAGAACCCUCUGUGGCUGGAGACCAAACUGAGGCCUUAUGAGGAACAGGAGCUCACCAUGAACGUCUUUGGAGACCAGAACGAACAGCCGCCCGCUGAACCUGCGCCGACGGACAACACAUAUGCAACGAUCCAGGGCAGCCGCACGACGGAGCGUUUCGGCGACUACGCCACGCUCGGGAACGACUCGCCCACGCCGCUUGAAGCAGCACUCGGCUUCCAGGGCAGUACGUUUAAGCCACCAUCACCGGAUACGCCAGAGCCGCCUCCCAGACCCUCAGGGUUAGGUAUUCUUUGAUGAUACGUCAACACAAAAUGGUGGAAGAUUUAUAUAUAUAUAUUGAUCCUGGCCGAUUUCGGCCACAGCGACUUGGAUCUGCGCUUAAUUUUUAGAGCUUCGCUGGUGUGCUCUCCAGUGACUGACAAAGCC
Helicoverpa armigera (cotton bollworm) is the source of this 5958-nucleotide messenger RNA. RefSeq names its product cadherin-87A. Bases 334 to 5826 code for a protein of 1830 amino acids. NCBI's taxonomy places the organism in Eukaryota, Metazoa, Arthropoda, Insecta, Lepidoptera, Noctuidae. Gene Ontology annotation, cellular component: catenin complex; adherens junction; plasma membrane. Gene Ontology annotation, biological process: cell-cell adhesion mediated by cadherin; adherens junction organization; homophilic cell-cell adhesion. The record is from RefSeq and is a predicted model, not a curated record. Gene Ontology annotation, molecular function: cadherin binding; calcium ion binding. The transcript is spliced from 37 exons.